CCCAUCCUAGACUUGCCAGGCUGCCCGCGCUGCCCGGCGCGCCCCAUUCGGACCCGGGCCGCCGCGUCCCCAGCGUCCCCUUUGAGUCAUGGAUCCUUCAGAGAAGAAGAUCUCCGUGUGGAUCUGCCAGGAGGAAAAGCUGGUGUCGGGCCUGUCCCGUCGCACCACUUGCUCCGACGUGGUGCGGGUGCUGCUGGAGGACGGCUGCAGGCGGCUGAGGAGGCAGCGCCGGGGCCGGCGGCGGGGGGCGGCCGGCGACCCGCCGGGCCCAGAGGAGCUGCCGGAGCCCCUCCUGGACGAGGACGAUGAGGACGACGGCGAGGCGCUGCCGCAGGGCAUGCUGUGCGGGCCCCCGCAGAGCUACUGCAUCGUGGAGAAGUGGCGGGGCUUUGAGCGCAUCCUGCCCAACAAGACGCGCAUCUUGCGCCUCUGGGCGGCCUGGGGCGACGAGCAGGAGAACGUGCGCUUCGUGCUGGUGCGCAGCGAGGCGUCGCUGCCCAACGCCGGUCCCCGCAGCGCCGAGGCGCGCGUGGUGCUCAGCCGGGAGCGCACCUGCUCGUCCCGGGGGGCGCUGCCGUCGCGACCCAACCUGGCCCUGAUUCAAGAGAAACAGCGGCGGGUGGUGCGCAAGGCCUUCCGCAAGCUGGCCAAGCUCAACCGGCGGCGUCAGCAGCAGCAGCAGCCGUCGUCGCCCUCGUCGUCCACUACUUCGUCGUCCACCGCCUCGUCCUGCUCGUCGUCGCCGCGGGCCACCGAGAGCGGGUCGAUGGAGCACAUGGAGACGCUGGUGCAUUUGGUGCUGUCCCAGGACCACACUAUCCGUCAGCAGGUGCAGCGGCUGCGGGAGCUGGACCGCGAGAUCGACCGCUACGAGGCCAAGGUGCACCUGGACCGCGUGCGGCGACACGGAGUCAACUACGUGCAGGACACGUACUUGGUGGGCGCGGGCAGCGAGGUCGACUGCCCCUGCCCGGGGACGGAGAUGGAGACUGCGGCGCCGCCGGCGGCGGCGGCGGCACCCCUGGACGGCGAGGCGCAGGCGGCUCAUCUGGAGGAGCUGGCGCGGCGCUGCAAUGACGUGCUGCGGCUGCAGGAGCAGCGGGCCCAGCAGGAGGAGUUGCUCGAGCGCCUGUCGGCCGAGAUCCAGGAGGAGCUGAACCAGAGGUGGAUGCGGCGGCGGCGGGAGGAGCUGACUGCGCGCGAGGAACCGGGCGGGAGCGACGGCGGCCUCGAGGGCGAGGUGCUGCUGGAGCAGGAGCGGGUCCGGACGCAGCUCAGCACCAGCCUCUACAUCGGGCUGCGUCUCAACACGGACCUGGAGGCCGUCAAGUCGGACUUGGAUUACAGCCAGCAGCAGUGGGACAGCAAGGAGCGGGAGCUCAAGGGCCUCCUCCAGACUCUGCACACGCUGGAACUGGCGGUGGUGCCCGAUGGGGCUCCCGGCUCGGGCGCGCCCCCGCGGGAUCCCGGACCCCAGGCCUGCGCCGCCGACGUGUGGGUGGACCAGGCCCGCGGACUGGCCAAAAGCUGUCCCGGCAACGACGAGGACUCGGAUACAGGGCUGAGCUCCAUGCACAGCCAGGACUCCGAUUCCGUGCCCGUGUGCGAAUCGCUGGUGUAGGAGGCGCAGGGCGGGAGAGGGCGAGAGGCGCGU
Molecule: messenger RNA, 1654 nt
Organism: Sorex fumeus (smoky shrew)
Lineage: Eukaryota; Metazoa; Chordata; Mammalia; Eulipotyphla; Soricidae
Gene: RASSF10
Product: Ras association domain family member 10
Exons: 1
Coding region: 89-1621 (510 amino acids)
Biological process (GO): signal transduction
Source: RefSeq, a predicted model, not a curated record